Messenger RNA from Bufo bufo (common toad), 3438 nucleotides. It is a transcript of the gene ANKRD10, whose product is annotated as ankyrin repeat domain 10. The record is from RefSeq and is a predicted model, not a curated record. Gene Ontology annotation, molecular function: protein binding. NCBI's taxonomy places the organism in Eukaryota, Metazoa, Chordata, Amphibia, Anura, Bufonidae. The transcript is spliced from 6 exons. Bases 67 to 1275 code for a protein of 402 amino acids.
AUUGCUCCUCCCCCAGCCCCGGUGUGUGUGUGUUUGGCUGCGUGCGCUCUGCUGCUUGCUCUCAGAAUGAUGAUGUCGGUGUGCUCGGAGCCCGGCUUCUCCAGCGAGGAGCUGCUGAACCUCCGCUUCCCCCUUCACCGGGCCUGCAGGGAUGGAGACCUCGGCUGCCUUCAGUCUCUGCUUCAAGGCCCCACCGCGCAGCAGCUCGGGAAGGAAGACUCGUGCUACGGCUGGACUCCGAUACAUUGGGCUGCUCACUUCGGGAAGUUGGAGUGCCUGGUACAGUUGGUAGGAGCAGGUUGUUCUGUUAAUGCCAGCACAACUCGUUUUGCUCAAACUCCAGCUCACAUUGCUGCUUUUGGGGGACAUCCACACUGCCUGGUAUGGCUAAUUCAAGCAGGUGCCCAUGUAAAUAAACAGGACUAUGUGGGUGAGACCCCUGUCCACAAAGCUGCAAGGGCUGGUAGUAUGGACUGCCUUAAGGCCCUUGUAUCCAAUGGAGCCCAAAUAAACUUUAGGAAUGCCAGUGGCUUGACAGCGGCUGACCUUGCACACUCCCAGGGCUUUCAAGAGUGUGCGCAGUUUCUCCUUAACCUCCAGAACAGUCAGCUGAACGGUUUUUAUUACAGCAACUCCUUAAAUGGAGUCCACCAAGUCAACUCCCCUAAUCAUUUUAACGGAGGCGCAAUAAGUCGCAAGCGUUCCUUCAAUGAUUUGGAGGCUUAUGCCAUCAAGAAGCUUAGAACUGAAGGAGGCAGCAUUUAUAUUCGGGCUGAUUUGGCUGGAGGGGUAGAAGACGAGAGCAUGCAUGUAGAAAAUCACUCAGAGAUAUCAGAUAUGAAUGGUAGCCCAACUACAUUAACAAAUGGACAAGCAACUAAUGGAUUUAAUGCACCCCUUGGAGACAUGGAAACAAGUUCUGCAAAAUGCCUUCAGUUCUCUCAAGAAAUCAACAAUGUCACGGUCACAAAUGGCAAGACAGAGAGCCCUGAUGAGCAUGGGACUUUUGCUGAAAAUAACAUUGAUGCCAUCAGUCCUCAAGCCUGCGGCUCUUUGCAUGUUAAUGGGAGCCCUAGUAGUUGGGUCAAUCCUAGGCCUUCUUUGGGUGAUGGGGCUGCUGACAUCUUACAGUAUGGAUAUUACCAUGGAUUUGGAGACUCUGCUGAAAGCUUACCUGAGUAUAGUAGUCUUCUGGAACAUUCUGAUUCGGUCAAUGUUGAACAUAGAUAUAAAAGUACAUUUAUAAGCACACUUCACCAGUAUCAGGGAUUUUAAUGGUUAUCUAUCCGUGUGCAAGAAAGGUUAACCAGUUUAUUCCUAAAACCUGGCAUCUAAAAUGCAAACAGUUACAAAGAAAAUUAUCUUUGUCUCCCAUUUAUAUAUAUUUUUUUCUAAUUGCGUAGGAAAAAUUGUACGUCAGCAUGUUUGCCCAUAUCAGUAAAUCAUAGUGAAGACUGCACUGCUCAAAUAAUCCAGAAGGUAUGCACAGCGUUCAGAUAUAGACUAACAUCGAAACCAUUAACAGGGAUUCCUUUGGCUUUCAACUCUAUCUUUCUAUAGGGACCAAAAGUUGCGCAAAUAGUGAAGAACCACCAACAAAAGUACAGUACAAUAAAUAAUUUAUUAUUAUACUCACAAAGGUAAAAGGUUUGUAGGCAUAUCCAAAAGCUGUAUCAGCCCUCGUGUCUCUGCCUCUGACGAAGCGAAACCUAGGUUGGGCAGAGACACGAGGGCUGAUACAGCUUUUUGAUAUGCCUACAAACCUUUUACCUUUUGUGAGUAUAAUAAAUUAUUUAUUGUACUUUGUUGGUGGCUCUUCACUAUUUGUGCAACCUUUGGUCCCUAUAGAAGGAUAGAGUUGGAAGCCAAAGGAAUCCCUGUUAAUGGCUUCGAUGUUAGUCUAUAUCUGAGCGCUGUGCAUGACUGCCUUUAUUUUUGGAUGCCUUCUGGAUUAUUUGAGCAGCGCGGUCUUCACUAUGAUUUACUGAUUGUCUAUGUGUAAAGGACCCACUUCACUUUGAGACCUGCGGUGCCGUAAACAGGCAACGUAACGGAGUACAAUUCUUAUUUUAUUUGAAAUGUUUGCCCAUAUGUAGUCAGUUGCAGUUGACAGCUUUUAAUAAAUGACUGCACACAGAAGAGUUACUUAUGGAAACUAAGAAGCACUUUCAGAAACAGGAUAUAUAUGUAAGUUACAAGUAACUUCCAAAAAAGUGCGUCAUAAGAUGGGCGUCCAGAUGUUACUAUAUGUGACAGUGUAAGAGGCAUGAGCAACGCUGUCACGCUAUGAAAAAAAAUACUCGUUUCUUUCCACUUUGUCAAAUAUGACUCCGUUUUAGGCAUUACAAUUUUUUUUUUAUGCAACUAGAAUUCUUUUUUAAUCUAGGAAGUUUUUUUUUAUAUAGGAAAGAUUGUCCUAACUCUACUCGCCCCAUCCUAGGGUGUAUACUGUUAGCCUACUCAUUCCAUAUUUUUUUUAAUAGCCUGUUUUAACCAAGCAAGUUAAGAAAUAGCAAAAAGCUGCCUUUUUGAAACUUUCUUAGAGCAAGAAAAAGGGAAUCAAUUCAAGUUGAAUUUAAAGAGUUAGUGUAUAUUUUUGAAAAGAUGGCUUCUAAAACGUGAAGCUUUUCCAUUUCUUUAAUGUUUAAAUACUUUCUGCUGAAGGUAAACUUGACAUUUCAUUAUAUAGGUUUUUAUUGUGAAGAGGUCUUUCGUGUUUGUAGCGGAUAUUUUUUUUCUAGAGACCUUUGUACUGUAUACGGUUGAACGAGGGAAUAUGAUUUGUACUUUGCAAUAAUAUAACUGAUGUUGGGUGGAAAAGAGAAUAGGCUCAAUAAUGACAGCUUGUACCAAUUCCAGAAAAGCAGGUGACCUUUCAUUUGGAUCUAUGUGAUGUUUCACUUGAGUCCUGAUCAUUGUUUUUCUGUAUAAGCCACAAACAGGACCAGGCAUGAACAAAGUUGCAUUGUGUCUAGACCCGUUUUGUCAUUGCUUCUGUCUGUACAUUUUUCUUUAUAACAAGCUUGAAAUCAUUUUCAUUUUGUAUUUGUGUAAAGCCCCCCGAGUAUCAACAUUUGCUGCAAAUGCUUUGUUACAUCUAAUUUUGCCACUUACUCAUCUUCUGGAUUGUGACAGUGUACUGCACUGAACACACUGCUUACAUUAUCUCUUUUUUUAUAAUGUGACUGAGACCUUAAUGAAAAAUAUAUCAAGCUAUGUGUUUGACUACAUAAGACUUUAAGUCCAGUCUUCGUUAUGCUAAAUUUCAGUGUUCUUCUAAACACACUUCCUCUCCUCUGAGUUAGUGGCACAUACACAUUUUCUUUACGCAGAAACUGACUUUUUCUCAUUGAUUGUUUUUCAGUUUAUAUACAGUUCAGCAUUGCAGAGGGGAAGCAUGUGCCCUGAGAUUUGUGUUAAUAAAAAAUUAAGCUACUG